GUGUAUAUUAGUGUAAACCAGUGUCAUGUGUAUAAUCUUAUUCAUAUUCAUGUUCUUCAGGGCAAAUGGACGAAUAAGGAGCGAGUGUUGGUGUUUUCUUCUCGUGGGAUCAGCUUCAGGACGAGGCACCUGAUGAUGGAUCUGCGGACCAUGAUGCCACACAGCAAAGCUGACACCAAGAUGGACAGAAAAGACAAGCUCUUUGUGGUGAACGAGGUGUGUGAAAUCAAAAACUGCAAUAAAUGCAUCUUCUUUGAAGCCAAGAAGAAACAGGAUCUUUAUAUGUGGAUCUCAAACGUCCCUCACGGACCGUCGGCCAAGUUCCUCGUACAGAACGUUCACACUCUGGCUGAGCUGAAAAUGACCGGAAACUGUCUGAAAGGCUCCAGACCGCUGCUGUCCUUCGACCCGAAAUUUGACAUGGAGCCGCAUUACGCGCUGCUGAAGGAGCUCUUCACUCAGAUCUUCUCGACGCCUCGGUAUCACCCGAAGAGUCAGCCGUUUGUGGAUCACGUUCUGAGCUUCACCAUCGCUGAGCACAGGAUCUGGUUCAGGAACUAUCAGAUCAUCGAAGAAGACGCGUCUCUGGUGGAGAUCGGCCCGCGGUUCGUCUUGAAUCUCAUCAAAGUCUUCCAGGGCAGCUUCGGCGGACCCACGCUGUACGAGAACCCUCACUUCCAGUCUCCUAACAUGCACCGGCGCGUGAUCCGGCAGGCCACAGCGGCCCGGCAGAAGCAGCGGCAGACGGUGAAGCAGAUCCUGAAGGAGAAGCGCUCGGAGGAGCAGCAGGUGCUGGCCAGAGACGUGACGGACGACGUGUUCUCCACUCCAGCCGAGCCCAGAGAUCCUGCGGUCCAGCUGCAGCCUCCAGAACCACAGAGAUCCAAGAAGAAGCUGCGCCUCACAGAGCUGAAGAAGAGGACGCAGAUGAAGCGCACGGGCCGGAGAUAACCUCGCUGUAGAGAUCUGAUCCCAGACCUGAGGUUCUGCUUCUGCUGCAGGGAGGGUUUCUCUUUUGGGACGUUCUAAAACACUUAACGUGGCUUAAUGCAUUAAAACUGUGCACGAUUAAUAAAGCAGAAACACAUUAUUAAUAAAGCAUAUAAUGUACAGACAAGCAGAUUAGAGCCAUAAUAUGAACGCAACGCUUUUAAUUACACAUUAAGCGCUUUCCUCACAUAGAAAACCGUCACAAGGAAAACGCUUUACGUGGCUUAAUGCGUUAAAACAGUGUUUUUUAAAAGACCAAACUCAGUAAACAUUACAACUCAUACUAUGUUCAGACAAACUUGAGUUUGGUCUUUUCAAAAACACUGUUUUAACGCAUUAAGCCACGUAAAGCGUUUUCCUUGUAACGGUUUUCUAUGUGAGGAAAGCGCUUAAUGUGUAAUUAAACGCGUUGCGUUCAUAUUAUGGCUCUAAUCUGCUUGUCUGUAAAUAGUACGAUUUAUUAGCAGUCUUUAUUGAGUUUAGUCAUUCAGAAAACGCUGUUUUAAUGCAUUAAGCCACGUUAAGUGUUUUAGAACUUGCCUCUUUUUGAGGAACAGCUCAGAAUCUGAUGAUUUACAUUCAUCUGUGUGUUUCUGCUGGUUUUGUAAACAGUGCAAUGUUAAUAAAACUUUUAAUUAAUGUUCAAAC
Molecule: messenger RNA, 1638 nt
Organism: Sinocyclocheilus rhinocerous
Lineage: Eukaryota; Metazoa; Chordata; Actinopteri; Cypriniformes; Cyprinidae
Gene: brix1
Product: brix domain containing 2
Exons: 9
Biological process (GO): ribosomal large subunit assembly; rRNA processing
Cellular component (GO): nucleolus
Molecular function (GO): rRNA binding
Source: RefSeq, a predicted model, not a curated record